UUUUCGCAUGGCCCCUGAAUUCCAUUAUCUGCCUUGUGUUUUACGGGACACGCUUUCUAAGCUUUAAUUCCUACGAAUAAGACUUGGGAGACUUGCUUUUGGCUUUGUAGUAAAUGCUAAUUGGAAACUUUACCUGAAUCCUACAUGAUUUACAUUUGGCUUUGGUUAGUUUACAGGAAAUUGAACAUUCUUCUUUACUUUAUUUUCCAAAUUAAUUAAUGUAGUUGGUAUAGAUGAUUGACUGAGACUCUGAUCAGAUUAGCACUGUCAUGCUCACCAGUUGGCUUUAAAUUGUUAUUGCAACUCUAUUUCCUCCAUUCAUUUCACUCUUUUCUACGGUUUCUUUCACCUAAAUUUCAUCUCUACCUAGUUUUCCCUAGCAAGUGAUAUUCUUACAUGCAAAUGGCUCCAAACACAAGACUUGGCUGCAAAGUAUUGCUUCAUAUUUUGUUGUGGUCAUUGUUGGGUGCUGUCAGUAUCUGCUCAGAGGACGAUAUCAGGUGCUUGGAAUCUAUAAAAGAUUCCUUGGAUGACCCUCAUGACCGCUUUAAAUCUUCAUGGACCUUCACCAGCAAGACCGCGGGUUUCAUCUGUGGAUUCGUUGGGGUUGAAUGCUGGCACUUGGACUCGAAUGAAGUGCUAAACAUCAGUCUAACCAACAUGGGUUUGAAGGGCCAGUUUCCUCUCGGCAUUGAGAACUGCUUGAGGUUAACAUGGUUAAACCUUUCAAAUAACGAGCUUUCAGGACCCAUUCCAUCAAAUAUUUCACAAAUCCUCCCUUUUGGAGCUGCACUUGAUCUCUCCUUCAACAGAUUCUCUGGUAACAUACCAAAACAAAUAUCAAAUUGCAGUUUUUUAAGUACACUGAGACUUGACAACAAUCAACUAACUGGCCUUAUUCCGCCAGAACUUGCUCUGCUAAACCGGAUCAAGAAAUUCAGUGUUGCUAACAAUCAAUUAUAUGGUCCGGUCCCUAACUUUUCUUUUAGCGUGAGUUCCUAUGCAGGUAACCAGGGACUAUGUGGUUUCCCUUUGGAGCCCUGCAUUAAUAGACCUAAUUUCAGAGACUCCUUCAAAAAAGGUUUUGUGAUAGGUUAUGCCUUUUCUAUAGUUUCAGUUAUAAGUAUUUUUAUGUCCUACUGUGUCCCCUGGGUGCACCGGAAUGAGAGGAAAAAACAGCUGCGGCCAUUUAUGUUGAAUCCGAUAUUGAAUAGGAGGAGAAACAAGAGAAAACAUUCCCAUCAGACAAGCCAAAUGCUACAUCUGGAUCUCCUAGAUGAAGCCAGCAGAGAGACUUCUAUGCUGGUGAAACUAGUUUCAAGAAUGAGUUAUACAGAUCUCAAGGAGGCAACAAACGACUUUAGUGCAGAUAACAUCAUUGGAUUUGGACAGAUGGGGACAACCUACAAGGCAACAUUGUCUAAUGGUUGCCUUCUGGCAAUUAAGAGGUUAUUUGACACACAAAAGUUUGAUGAGCAUUUCAUAACCGAAUUGAAGACACUGGGAACAUUGAGACAUGAUAACCUGGUGCCACUCCUUGGAUUCUGCAUAGAAUCAAGAGAAAAGCUUCUGGUUUACAGAUAUAUGUCGAAUGGCAAUCUCUAUAAUUGGCUGCAUCCUUCAGAAGAAGGUGAGGCAAAAAUCAUUGAGUGGCCAUUGAGGGUGAAAAUUGCAUGUGGGAUAGCAAGAGGUCUGGUUUGGCUCCAUCAGAACUGCAAUUUCCGUGUAAUCCAUCUUGAUAUCUCUUCAAAGUGUAUCUUACUUGACCAGAAUUUCAAACCCAAGAUUUCGAAUUUCGGAGAGGCAAUGCUAAUGAAAUCAAAUAACACUGACUGGAGCAGUAGCUUCUAUAUGGAUAGUGAGUUUUGGGAGAUGAGUUUUGUCAAGGAAGACGUUUAUCGGUUUGGAAUUUUGCUUCUUGAACUGAUCACAGGGAAGGAUCCAAGUCAAUUGACCAAUUCCUCAAACACUGGUAAAUUGGUGAAGAUUGAUCUGUCAACAAGUUCUAAUUUCUAUCAUGUCAUUGAUAAAUCUUUGAUUGGGCGAGGCUUUGAUCUUGACAUCUUACAGAUUCUUAAAGUUGCAUGCAACUGUGUUCAUCCCAAUCCUGAUAGAAGGCCAGCAAUGCUUGAAGUCCACAAAACUAUAAGUGCUGUUGGCAAGAGAUAUGGUGGCCUUAAAACCGGCUCUAAGCUAACUAAGGUCUAACGGGAUGGUUGAUGAAUGCAAUGAAUAUUAUUCUAUCAACAUAUCAUAUGAUCGUUGGUUAAAGAUUGUGUUUCAAUUGAGUAUUGUCUAAUUUUUAUAAUAGAUUAUCAAUGCAGCAUUAGUUUAAUAAAAAUUUUUGAAUUUACAC
Molecule: messenger RNA, 2356 nt
Organism: Durio zibethinus
Lineage: Eukaryota; Viridiplantae; Streptophyta; Magnoliopsida; Malvales; Malvaceae
Product: probably inactive leucine-rich repeat receptor-like protein kinase At5g48380
Biological process (GO): protein phosphorylation
Molecular function (GO): ATP binding; protein binding; protein kinase activity
Source: RefSeq, a predicted model, not a curated record